Molecule: messenger RNA, 989 nt
Organism: Anas platyrhynchos (mallard)
Lineage: Eukaryota; Metazoa; Chordata; Aves; Anseriformes; Anatidae
Source: RefSeq, a predicted model, not a curated record
GCCUUCCCUCCCGCUGCUGGCAGCUAACGUGCUCACCCUACUCCCCCAUCUGUGUUUCAGGUUUACCCACAUCAGCCAACAAUGACCUUCAACAGGGACUUCUACUAUGAUGGGUACUACUCGCCAUUCGGCUACGAAGACCAGUACAGCUUUGGGGGCCUGAAUGGCUACCGAUUUGGAAGCCCAUAUGGCUUCUACCGGGACCAGUACCGAUAUGGGAGCCCAUAUGGCUACAGAAGCUUUGGGAACCUGUACGGCAGCAGAGGCUUGAAUGUUUACGGGGGCUACUAUGGGAAUGGGGACUUCCUCAAUUUUGGGUAUGGCUACCCCUUCUUUUCUCAAUUUGGCAACAGAUACAGCUAUUGAAGCUGCUAUCUAUGCGGAACCAGCAGAAAGAUAAACCAAGAAAUUAAAUGCAGGAGACAGAUUCAUGACUAAGGUCACAGCGCUGAGAAAUGCUGGGCCCCCACACCUCUGGCUGGGUUCAGUGAGGCAUGUGGGUGCCAGGCUUCGUUAGGACUACCCCAUAUGUAACCCUCUCAUAUCUUUAAGAAUUUCUUCAGCUAUUACUCUAAAGGGCAACUUGAAUUACAGCAAGUAUUGAGGCACCUUUACAUCAUGCUGAUGGAAAAAUUGACUUUUAAAUUAAUUGUCAGGUAUUUUGUAGUGCCAUAGUAAUAGGAACAGUCCUGUGUCAAUGGGAAGCAGAUUUCUUCAACUGCCAGAAACUCCUCUUUGCUUCACAAUAAACUUCUCCAAAAUACAAUAUGUAGAGAAGCUCCUGUUAUAUAUCCAUGCUGUGCUCUAUACAGCAGUGAACAGGACUUAUGAGCAACUGUAAGCAAGAACCUUGUCCAGACUGCCAAACUCCACCAUUUCCACGAGGAGAGAGCACCAUCUGGCAUCAGACACACAAUGCUUGCUGAAGACCCUUUUGUAAAACUGCAAACUUUUUCUUUCUGUAACUACUUGCUCUGUUUCUCCAUUAA